This is a messenger RNA of Rhizophagus irregularis DAOM 181602=DAOM 197198, 809 nucleotides long. The record is from RefSeq and is a predicted model, not a curated record. Lineage: Eukaryota; Fungi; Glomeromycota; Glomeromycetes; Glomerales; Glomeraceae.
AAAAUGAUGAAACACGUCAUCAGAGAGUGGGUUGAACUUAUUUCAGGUCCUAUUUCCAUGAGAGAACAGGAUCAACAAGUCUUUGCGCAUGCUGAUUUGCCUGCAGUAAAUGAUAAAUUAUCUAUGACAUUACGACUAAAAAUUCACAAUCAUCGUUCUAAUUGGGCUACAAUUUUUCAUAAGGGUACCGAACGUUUAGUCCGUACUCCCAUUCUCCAGUUGACGCCAAAUAAAUCUGCAUUGCAUGCUCGGUUCACAGGCAACUGGGAUCGUGAUGCUGGAAUUCAUGAACCUGAUGAUGGACUUUUACUAAACAAAUGGUACCAUAUAGCUUAUACACUUUCUGAUCCUGAAAAAAGAUUAGAUCUUUAUUUGGAUGGUAUAUGGAUCGGAUUCUAUGGAAUUUCAAAAGUUAUGGUGCAAAAGGUUAUCUUUAAUGAUGGACCAUUGCAUAUUGGAUGUACUGAUCACACUCAUCGUUCAUUUAAUGGUGAAAUUAGCAAUGUUCGUUAUUUCAACUGGCGCUUAUCUCCUGAGGAAGUAAUGGAAGAUUUUAUUAACGAAUCUCAGAAAAAACCAAUUGCAUAUGGAUCAAAAAUCGCUCUUAUACAUGUACAGUGCCCGGAAAAAAGUAACCGGUCAGCAGUAAAUUACGAUAAUCGUUAUGAAAAUAUCCUUCUAUGUAAAGUUUUUUUUUUAAUAAUUAACAUAUCUUUUGUGUAAUAAGUAAAAUUGAUCAUUGAAUUGAAUUGCAUCUACUCUAAAAAUUUCAUGAACUUCUGAAAAAAAUUGAUUGCUAUAUUUUAUGG